AUGGGCGCGUGGUCCGUGGAGCCUUCCCACCGCGUGGGCGCCUUCCACCUAGGCAUGGGGGUGAACGAGGCUUUGGCCGUCGUCCAGAAGAUGGGCAGCCUCGACUUUGCUGAGUUCAACUUCGACGAGCAGCGGCCCUUCGCUGCGGACCUGGUGCUGCGGCUGCCUUCCUGGGGGCUGCAGCUGUGCUUCGACCCCUACCAGCAGGACUUGCGCCUCAUCUCGGUGCGGCUUCUGCCCGAGGACGCUGGUGUGUCGGAGCCCGAGGCUCCCGAGGCCAGUUUGUUGCCAGAGCUCACUUACAGCGGCCAGACCUUGGGCAAUCCUCCCAACCUCCGGGAGGUGUACCAGAUGUUCGGCCCGACCUGGAUCGGGGAUUUCCGGCGGGAGAAAGCGGCUUAUCUGCUGAGGUACCCGGGCUUAGCCUUUGAGUUCCCCCUCCCCGAGGACAUGGUGGACAAGCUGGCCGCGAAGGGCGAACACCCCAUGGACCUCGCUGGAAGGCCGACUCCAAGCGCGUGCUGGAUGUGGGUGUAUGCAGCGCAAGCGUCACUGCAGAGCCCCCGCUCUGUGGUGCCGAUCGAGGCGGUGCAGGUGUCGCCGGGGAAGGGCAUCCGCCUGCAGGGCCGGAAGCUGCUCUUCGGCGCCAUGCCGCAGGACGUGGUCUCCGACUUCGGGCCUCCGCAGCAGGUCUGCGUGAAGGAUGUGGAUGCCUUCCGUAUCCACUCGCGGACGCCUAGAUCUCCCAACCUGGACUACUACUACAACUACUUCUACCUGGGUUUGGACGCGCUCUUUGAUGGGCAGACGCACUUGCUGCAGAAGAUCGUGCUCCACACGAACCCUCCGACCCAUGAGCGCUUCUCCCGCUACACGCGAUGCUUUUUCCAGCUGCAGCUGCAGGAGGAUUCCGGCGAGUCGGAGGCCGGUGGCUUGGGGAAGCUGGGGUCAGUAUCCAAGAGCCAGCUUGCACAGCUCACGUCUCUCAGCGGCAAAGCUCCGUGUUUGCACAUGGCGCCUGAAUCGAACGGCGACACCACGAAGGAUCAAAGCCGGCGCCAGAAGUUUGUGGAACGGCAGAAGAAGUUUCACAGGGGCUCCAGUUUUCUGGACAAGGCGCUGGCGCACGAAAACCACCACCGUCACCAUGAAGAGCAGAAAGGGGGCGUCGACUGCGGCACGACGUUUCUCUUUACUGCGUUUGGAAUGAGCAGCUGGUGGGUGGGCAACGCCAUCUUCGCCCAGCUGCCUUUGCUGGUGGCGAGGCUCCCCGAGGGCCAGGCGCUCGGCACCCAGCUCUCGAUGAUGGCCCAAGCAGGAAAUAUUUUCUCCAUCAGCUACAAGGUCAUCGAGCACCAUGUUGGUGCCAUAGAUGCGGGGGCGACUGUGAACGGCAUGCACCAGGUGUCGCUGUUCAUCCUCAUGCUCCUCGCCGUUUGCUGGGACCAGCAGGUGGCGAACGCCUCACUGCCCCUGCUGGGCCUGGCAGUGCUGGCGGGCGGCCUGGGCUGCCUCUCAGACCUCACUUACUGGUCGCUGGUGAUGCGCCACCCACCGCCCUGCACCAAGGCCGUGGGCGUAGGAAUGUCCCUGGGCAAUUUGGUGGUGCUCGCUUUGUCCGUCCUCCAGAUCAGUGGACGAGAUGUGGACAGCCCGCGCUUUGGCAUCACCACCUUCUUUGUGAUUGCAGCCUGCUUCCAGCUGCUGUGGGGCUUCGUCACCCUCGUCAUCCAGGACAAGCUGAUCCACACGGUGGCGUGGGCAGCCAGCCUGGUGUCGGAGAGUUUGGGGAAGAAGCUGGUGCACUGGGUCAACCCCAUGCACGAGAAGGCGGUGGCCCUGCUGCGGGCGGAGGAGGGCGAGGAGGCGUCGGAGGAGAAGGAGCACCCGGGGCCGGAGGCGGAGGGCCUGCCCCACGCGAGGCUGAUCCUCAUCUUCGAGAUGGUGAACUUCCUCGUUUAUGCGGCCACCUACACUCUGCCAUCCAUACUUCCCUUUGUUGCCGCAGCCUUCCCGGCGAAGAGCCAGCAGUGCCACCUGCUGCUGAACAUGAUGAUCCUGCAAUCUGUGGGGGACGUGAGUGGGCGCAUGCUGGCGCCGACCUCCAGGAGUGGGCCGCUGCAACGGCGGCUUCCCUUUGUGGGGGCGAUAGUUCUGCCCACCUGCUUCGCGGCCUUGCUCAGGGCGGCCACGGAUAGCAGCGUGGUGUCGGAGCACCUCUCUUAUGCCCAGGCCUCAGUGGUGCUGCCGGUCCUGGUGCUCUUCUUCUUCUUCUCCCGGGGGAUGCUGGUCUCCGCGGUGUUCCUGCAAGCCCGAGGUGUCACCAACAGCCGGGAAGCGGCCGAGCACUUGGCCUCCACCAUGGGCUUCUGCGGCCAGAUGGGGGCCCUCACCGCCAACGUGAUCACAUUCACUUUGGUGAGCCUCUACCACACCUGAGCGUCCGAACCCGUGUAAGGAGGGGUAAGGGACAAUCCCCUUGCCGGGUGUGGAGAUCCGCCGAGGGUAUUUUUUCUUGGCUCCCAUUUAAUACCGGGUUUUGGUGGUGGCUGACCUGGGCAGAGAUCACGCCGAUGUCCUUCCGCUUGCAUCCAUCGUUCGGGUUCGCCUUAAGGGUGGGUUUUGCAAGCAGCAAGCGCUCGCAACGCAAAGCGUGCAUUGCAAGCCACCGAGCUGACCGAAAAGCAGGUGAGCCACAAUCAAAACCCGGGUAGAUGAGGG
Molecule: messenger RNA, 2721 nt
Organism: Effrenium voratum
Lineage: Eukaryota; Dinophyceae; Suessiales; Symbiodiniaceae
Source: the annotation of a GenBank genome assembly